GCCCCGCGCAGCCGGCCCACGCCCCGCCAUGGAGGACCUGGAUGCUCUGCUUUCUGACCUGGAGACCACUACCUCACACAUGCCAAGGUCAGGGGUUCCAAAAGAGCGGCCCCCAGAGCCACUCACGCCUCCCCUUCCCUAUGACCACCAGACUCAGACAGGGCCUGGGGAAUCUUCAGGAGCAUCUGGGGACAAGGACCAUCUGUACAGUACGGUAUGCAAGCCUCGAUCCCCGAAGCCUGCGGCCUCUGCCGUCCCUCCAUUCUCCUCUUCCAGUGGUGUCUUGGGCACUGGGCUCUGUGAGCUAGACCGAUUGCUCCAGGAACUUAAUGCCACCCAAUUCAACAUCACAGAUGAAAUAAUGUCUCAGUUCCCAUCUAGCAAGGCAACUGCAGGGGAGCAGAAGGAGGACCAAUCUGAGGAUAAGAAAAGGCCCAGCAUCUCUCCCAGCCCAUCCUCUGGCCUCACAAAGCCUUCAGCCACCUCGGCCACCCUGGAGCUGGAUAGGCUGAUGGCCUCACUCUCUGACUUCCGAGUCCAGAACCAUCUUCCAGCCUCUGGGCCAACACAGCCUCCCGUGCCAAGCUCAGUGAAUGAGGGCUCCCCAUCCCCACCAGGACCAACCAGUAAGGGCAGCCUAGACACCAUGCUGGGGCUGCUACAGUCGGACCUCAGCCGCCGUGGUGUUCCCACCCAGGCCAAGGGUCUUUGUGGCUCCUGUAAUAAACCCAUUGCUGGGCAGGUGGUGACUGCCCUGGGCCAUGCCUGGCACCCGGACCACUUUGUUUGCGGUGGCUGUUCCAUGGCCCUAGCAGGCAGCAAUUUCUUUGAGAAGGAUGGAGCACCCUUUUGCCCCGAGUGCUACUUUGAGCGCUUUUCACCAAGAUGUGGCCUCUGCAAUCAACCCAUCCAACACAAAAUGGUUACCGCCUUGGGCACCCAUUGGCAUCCGGAGCAUUUCUGCUGCGUCAGUUGCAGGGAGCCGUUUGGGGAUGAAGGUUUCCACGAGCGGGAGGGCCGCCCCUACUGUCGCCGGGACUUUUUGCAGCUGUUCGCCCCGCGCUGCCACGGCUGCCAGGGUCCUAUUCUAGACAACUACAUCUCGGCGCUCAGCGCGCUCUGGCACCCAGACUGCUUCGUCUGCAGGGAAUGCUUCGCGCCCUUCUCAGGAGGCAGCUUUUUCGAGCACGAGGGUCGCCCGCUGUGUGAGAACCAUUUCCACGCGCGGCGGGGUUCGCUGUGCGCCACGUGUGGCCUCCCAGUCACCGGUCGCUGCGUGUCGGCCCUGGGCCGCCGCUACCACCCAGACCACUUCACCUGCACCUUCUGCCUGCGCCCGCUCACCAAGGGCUCCUUCCAGGAACGCGCCGGCAAACCCUACUGCCAGCCCUGCUUCCUCAAGCUCUUCGGCUGA
Molecule: messenger RNA, 1414 nt
Organism: Chrysochloris asiatica (Cape golden mole)
Lineage: Eukaryota; Metazoa; Chordata; Mammalia; Afrosoricida; Chrysochloridae
Gene: TGFB1I1
Product: transforming growth factor beta 1 induced transcript 1
Exons: 11
Coding region: 29-1414 (461 amino acids)
Biological process (GO): muscle structure development; actin cytoskeleton organization
Cellular component (GO): Z disc; adherens junction; filamentous actin
Molecular function (GO): actin binding; muscle alpha-actinin binding
Source: RefSeq, a predicted model, not a curated record